Molecule: messenger RNA, 1185 nt
Organism: Phalaenopsis equestris
Lineage: Eukaryota; Viridiplantae; Streptophyta; Magnoliopsida; Asparagales; Orchidaceae
Product: nitric oxide synthase-interacting protein
Exons: 2
Coding region: 140-1057 (305 amino acids)
Cellular component (GO): nucleus
Molecular function (GO): ubiquitin protein ligase activity
Source: RefSeq, a predicted model, not a curated record
AGUAAGUCAACAGCCGAAAUUCCGGUUUUCAUCAGAUUAGCUCUGCAACUCCGCCGGACUUCGAAGAUAGAUAAGACCUCUAAUUUUGCUUUCCGGUAGGUCGGAGUAGGGUUGGGAAUUUGACGGCGAGAACUCGACGAUGCCGCAGCGCCACUCGAAGAACAACAAUGAUCUCGCCUUCUUCACAUACGACGAGAAACGGAAACUAGGUUACGGAACGCAGAAGGAGCGAUUGGGGAAGGACUCCAUCAAGCCCUUCGACGCCUGCUGUCUCUGCCUGAAGCCCUUCAUCGACCCGCUAUGUUGCCACAAAGGCCACGUUUUCUGCAAAGAGUGCAUCCUCGAGUAUCUCCUUGCCCAAAAGAAAGACAUCAAGAGAAAACUAGCUGCCCAUGCUGCUCAGCAGAAGCAAGAAAAAGAUGAGGAAUUGGAAAGGUUGUCAUUACAGAAGGCUCGUGAAAUUGAUGCAUUUGAUCAGCAAAAUCAUGGAGCCGUUCCCCAAUACAAUGACAAGAGCCACUCCCAUGAUAAGAACUGCUUCCAUGGUGCCAACAGCGUGAAGGUAACAUCCUACGAAGAAGAAGCUCUUCGCACGAUGAAGGCCUUCUGGCUGCCUUCUGCAACUCCUGGAGCUCCGGUCAAAGUCGAUGCUCCAUCUGCUGACACAAUAUGCCCAGAGGGCAAAGAGAAACUCAAGUUGAAAACUCUUUUCUCCAUCUGCUUCACUGAAGACAAUAACAGUGAGAAUAAGAAGUCUAAGUCUGUGGAUAGCAGUUACAUCUGCCCCAGUUGCAAGGUUACACUUACAAAUGCACUCUCUCUUGUGGCUAUUAACACUUGUGGUCAUGUAUUCUGCAAGAAGUGUGCUGAUAGGUUCAUCUCCAAGAAUAAGUUUUGCCUUGUGUGCGACAAGGAAUACAGGGAGAAGAACUUGGUGUUGUUGGAGAAAGGUGGAACUGGUUUUUCAGCACAUGGGGAUCAUUUGGAGGCCACUGAUUUCAAGCAUUUGGGAAGUGGUUCAGGCUUGGGUCUUGUGAGACCGGCAAUGAAGACAUGAUCUCACUCUGGCUCCCUCCCUCAGGACACAAGGUUUCAGAGUUCUAUACCUACUCAGUUUUUGUUUUUGGUUGAUAUGUUGGAUGUUUUUUGAAUGUUCUCAACUUUAAAAUUAAACGACAACUUUUA